Messenger RNA from Hypomesus transpacificus, 1553 nucleotides. Its product is annotated as 5-hydroxytryptamine receptor 1E-like. The record is from RefSeq and is a predicted model, not a curated record. NCBI's taxonomy places the organism in Eukaryota, Metazoa, Chordata, Actinopteri, Osmeriformes, Osmeridae. Gene Ontology annotation, biological process: adenylate cyclase-activating adrenergic receptor signaling pathway. Gene Ontology annotation, cellular component: membrane. The coding region runs from base 485 to 1531 and encodes 348 amino acids. The transcript has 2 exons. Gene Ontology annotation, molecular function: G protein-coupled amine receptor activity.
UAACAUUUUCUUAGAUAAUAUUCACUUUAGUAACUUAUUGCAAAGUAGCCUACCGUUAAUAUGGUGAAAUCUGUAAAUAUGGUGUUGAUCUUUGAAAAUACCCCUCACUUCCCAAAAACAAUGUCAGCUAAACCUUUUGUUCAAAAAUUUAAUUAGAUGAUGUUGUCUUGCUGCUGUCCAACAUCAAAACGUAGAACAGUGCCUUGCAUGUAAUAUUGGAUUUCAUAUUUGAUGAUUAUUUAAUUUAUAACCAAUAUGUUUGUUCAGUGUGAAAACCUGAUGGUUGUGUUGAUAUAGUGGUUUGUGAUUCAUGGAUCUCUUGUGCCACCAUGUGGAGAGAUUUCGUCCCAGUCCCUGUCAGAAACCUGUACCUUUAAUAUAAUGGAGUGCGUGAGGACAAGAGCAUAAGUGAAUGGCCCAAGGCUUGGGCCAAAUACAAAUCUAAAACUAUUACUGAAAAAGUACUUACCCCAGGGAUUUCAUAAUGCUGGUAGUGAUUGUACUCAGUGUCAUCACUUCCCUCACUGCUUUAAUAAAUGGCUCAAUCAUACUGGUGAUCCUGACCACCAAAAAACUGCAACUCCCUGCCAACUACCUGAUUUGCUCCAUGGCAUCCACAGACUUCCUGGUAGCCAUCUUGGUAAUGCCACUCAGCAUCGUCUACAUUGCCAAAGAGAAGUGGUUGCUGGGUGUUGUAGUCUGCGAGGCCUGGCUGAGCAUGGACAUGACCUGCUGCACCUGCUCCAUACUGCACCUCUGUGCUAUUGCCCUGGACAGACACUGGGCCAUCACCAAAGCCUUAGAGUAUGCCUGCAAGAGAACCCCCCGCCACGCCGCCAUCAUGGUUAUCAUUGUAUGGACUUUCGCCAUUCUCAUCUCUGUGCCUCCUCUAUUCUGGAGGUAUAACCUUGAUAAAAAUAGUAUAAUGGGAAAUGAAACUCAAUGUUUCAUAGAGCAUGAUCACAUUGGCUACACAAUAUACUCCACCUUUGGGGCCUUCUAUAUUCCCCUAGUCCUAAUCCUGGUUCUUUACUACCGGAUCUUCAUAGCAGCCAGGACACUUUACCAAAGGCAGAGGAAGUCAAGUACCCUCUGCGAGAGGAGAGCCAGAGGAGAGAGCCUCUUGCAUGGCUGCCACUCGGUGCAGUCCCACUGCAUGUACGAAUUGGCCACAACUGACCCCAAGAAUCCAAUGGAACUCCAAAGGCUCAAAGCUCCUGUCACUGUGAGUCAGAUGGUGCAAAAGAUUUCCUGUGAAAGAACCCAGGUUUGUACCUCCAGAGAGAGAAAGGCUGCCUGGAUACUGGGACUAAUUAUAGGUGCCUUUGUUUUCUGCUGGUUGCCCUUCUUUCUUAAGGAGCUGCUGGUGGGCCUUCAGGUCUUACAGCAGGCCUCACCCCAGGUGUGUGAAUUCCUUACAUGGCUGGGGUACAUUAACUCACUCAUUAACCCUCUCCUCUACACUAGCUUCAACCAGGACUUCAAGCAAGCUUUUAAAAAACUUCUCAGGCCCCAUAAAAGGAUGACAUAGUGGUACAGAGAGAGAGAGAGAG